GAGUGCCUGCUGCUGCUGCUGCUGCUGCUGCUGCUGUGGAUGAGAGACUCUUUGAGGGAAUAUUUUUGGGGUCUCGUUUGGAGCUGAGGGCCCUUUUGAAUGUGGAGUUGUCUUUGCUGCUGCGGCGCAUGCAGCAGCAGCAGCUGGACCUGGCUGCUGCUGCUGCUGCUGCUGCUGCGGGUGCUGGGGGCGGCGGCGAGGCUGCUGCAGCAGCAGCUGCGGCCGCAGCAGCAGAGAUGCAGAGCGAGCUGGAGGCCUGGGCAGCAGCAGUGCAGCAGGAGAAAGCAGCAGCGCAGCAGCUGCUGCAGCAGCAGCUGGAAGAAGCAGCAGCAGACCCGAACUUUGCUGUGGGGUCUUUUUUCUACAGCGACGAACUAGCAGCAGCAAUUCUGGACAGCCCCGCGUACAGCAGCAGCAGCGCAGCAGCAGCAGCAGCAGCAAUCAGCGCAGUGCAGCAGCUGCGGCGGCCCGCGUGGGCGCUGCAGCUGAACUCCGAGACGCUGCAGCGCGCGCAGCUGCUGCUGCUGCAGCAGCCCCGUUUGCUGCUGACUCCGCAGCAAGCUCUGAAGCAAAAUGUUCUUCUUUUUUCUGGAAAACAAGUAAUUAAAAAAAGAAACUUUUUAGAAAAAGUUUCUCUCGUGCUGCAGCUGACGGCCCGCAUGCACAGCAGGUUCACAGACAACUUGGCUUCGCUGCUGCCCCACACUCUCCGCAGCAAGCUGCUGCAGGCCCUCAGCGGCAGCAGCAGCAGCAGCAGCAGCAGCAGCAGCGGCGUUGAAGCGGCUCUCAUCGACGAGGUCUUCGACUCUCUGGGCUUCGUGUCGGCGUUCCGCGCUGCAGCAGCAGCAACAGCAGCGGCGGAGCAGCAGCGGCAGCAGCAGCAGCAGCAGCGGCAGCUGAUAAUGCUGCAGCUGCUCGACAAGAAGAACCGCUUGAUCUUGUUCAAGCCUGCUGCUGCAGCAGGCAGCAGCAGCAGCAGCAAACGAAUUGCUGCUGUUGAGACGCCCCACUUCUUUGCUGCUGCUGCAGCAGCAGCAGCAAACGAUCUUGCUGCUGCUCUCAACAGCCGCAGCAAAAGCAGCUGCUGGCUGCGGCUGCUGCCGCUGCAGCUGUGGGAGGCGGGGCCCCACAGCAUUCCGACACCGACACCGCCGCUACGAUUGGUUCAGCGCUUGAAAAGACUGUGGCAGAAAGUCCGGGGGAAGCCGACGGAAUUCGUUGGAUUUGUGAAGACCGAACUCACAGAGGGCCCCGCCAGAGAACUCGCCCGCAGCUGCAUGCGCGCUGCAGCAGAAAGCCCCAAAGCAGAUGCAUGCGUUCCCACAAGCCCCGACUUCGUCAAGUGUUUGUCCAUGGCCGUGCUGCGCUGCAGCGCAGCAGACACUGCAUGCAGCAGCAAAGUGGAGUCUUUUGCAAACCUCCAUUUGGAAAUGCUGCAGAGGGUUUAUUUGGAUUUGCAAAACCCUCGGACAAACCCUCAAACCUUUUUCGACAAACCCCCCUGGAACAAAGCCCGCCACUUCAUCCGAGACGCCAUCGAGGCCAGCGGCGAGGCGCUGAGCGCGGACGAGCGGGAGGCCCUGCUAAACCCUUUCGUGGCAAAGUUCGGGGCCCCUGCUGCUGCCAACUUCCGGGUGGACGAAGUGAGCGCGUCGCGGAUAGCGUGGGAGCUGCGUCGCGUGCAUGCGCUGGACUUCAAAUCUUUUUAUGACUUUUUAAUUCUUCCGAUGAAAGACUUUUCUUCUGCUGCUGCUGAGAAGGAGGCCCUGGGCUGGUGUCUGUACACCCUGGCGCAGCAAAACGCCCGCAGCAGCAGCAUGUUCGCCCACGCCCGCACCGCAGCAGCCGCAGCAGCAGCAGCAGCAGCAGCAGCAGCGCCUUCCCAGGUCCGCCGCUGCUUCAAAGAUGUUUGGGAAGCAGGAAUGACUUUCCACAAACCCUCGCUGCUCCACAAACCCCAAACGGGGGCCCCCGAGGGGCCCCCCGAGGGGGCCCCCGAGGGGCCCCCGGAGGGGCCCCCAGGGGGCCUCCAGGGGGGCCGCGGCAGCGCCGAGGAGACCGGCAGCAGCAGCAGCAACAGCAGCAGCAGCAGCAGCAGCAGGAGGGUGCUGAGCAGGUCCGAUGAAGUGUUUCGAGCUUCCGUGAUGAAGGAUUCUUUUUUGCAUGUUUUAAUUUUGCAAAGAUUGGGAGCUUUGAUGGAAAAUUUAUUUAAUUUUCGAGAAGCAAUGGCGCUGCGGGAGGGCACAGCAGCAGCAGCAGCAGCAGCAGCAGCAGCACCGCCUGCAGCAGCAGCAGCAGCAGCAGCAGCAGCAAAAGCCGCGCUCUUCCGGCGCAUGCAAGCGCUUUCUUUUGAAGACUUUUCGCAACUCGUUCUGGUGUCUGUACAGCUGCUGCCUCUCUCUCUUGCUUUUGUUGCUGCAGCAGCAAAAAGAGACAUUAGGGUUUUCUACCUCAGCAGCAGCAGCAGCGGGGGGGCCCUCUUCAGGCUAGGGGCCCCCAGCAGCAGCAGCAAACUGUACCCUUUCAGCAGCAGCAGCAGCAGCAACUUCAUCUGCAAUCCCCGCUGCAGCCAAAUCAGCUCUGCUAUCAAUCUCGAGGCCAGAGCCAAAAGAGCAAUAGCAACUUCGCUGUCGCUGCGGCUGCGGGCCCAGACGCGGGGCCUCAAGUCUCUUGCUGCAGCACUGUCCCCUCUUUUGUCUCUUUCUGCUGCCGAUUUAUUUCUUUCUUUCCAAAACUUCGAAACUUUUCAGCAGCAACAAACCAACUCCAUCAAUCCCCAAACCCUCGACAUUUGUUCCUUCCAUUUCCCCCAAAUGAGGGUUUUCAAAGGGGCCCCCCAGGCCUCGGGGGGCCCCCUGGGGGCCCCCGGGGGCCCCCCGGGGGCCCCCCGGGGGGCCCUCAGGGGCCCCUGGGGACGAGGGGGGCCCCUGGGGGGCCCCCUGGGGGCCCUCCGCGGGGGGGCCCUCGGGGGGCCCCUCGGGGGCCUCCGGGGGGGCCCCCGGGGGCCCCCCGGGCCCUCCAAAGAAGGGUUUUUUCUGUGCAAUUAUGAAAGUGUACCCUUUCGGUAUGCACAUGAAACCCUGAGGGUUUGCGGGGCCCAAAGGAGGGUUUCUGCUGCUGUUUGGGCAAGUUUUUUCUUGAAUUCAAACCAAGUUUUGGAUAACUAUUUCAAAAUGGAAAUGCGGAGAAGUGGAGGAAUAAAAACAAUCAAAGACUUCGAAAAGAAAAAAGAAUGGAGACGCAAACUCCCCCAACUCCUCAGCGCCACUGCAAAGGCACUUUCCGACAAAUUCGCAGACAUAAAGGCACUCGUAAAGAUGCUGGAAGGAGGUGUAGAUACACUCCAAUUCAAAAAAACCCUCCGAGCUGCAGCAGACAAAAUGGCCCAGUGGCUGCUGAGGCCCCGCGUCAAGAAGGCCAAGCCCAAGCAGCGCGAAAAGGUUGCUGAGGGCCCGUGGACUUCAACAGAAAGAACAGUUUCCUUAAAAGAACUGUCUUUGCUUCCUGAGGAAAUAGUGCUGACGAAGUGGCGGCGGUUUGCAAUAUCUGUGGACUGCAGCAGCAGCAGCAGCAGCAGCAGCAGCAGCAGCAGCAGCAGCAGCAGCAGCAGCAGCAGCAGCAGCAGCUGCCUGGGGUUUGGGGGCCCCCCGCGGCUGCUGGCCGCGCUGGGGGGGGCCUCGGGAGCAGCUCAUUUGUUUCUUUUGGAUCAACUUUCUUUUUUUGGAGAAAUCCAAAACAACAAAAAGGCGGAAACGGACUGUUUGCUGCUGCUGCUGGACGAGCUGCUGACGUCUGCUGCUGCUGCAGUUCCUGCUGCAGCAGUUUUUGAAACUUUGAGUUCUGUCUUUUCCGUUUUUCCUUUUUCAAUUGUUCUUUGGAAUCAAUUAAAUAGUUCUUUAAUUCAAUUCAAACAAACUCAAAACACUCUCCUGGACUCCGUCCCCAUUCAAAUCAUUGUCGCCCCGCGACAGCCCCCAGCAGCAGCAGCAGCAGCAGCAGCAGCAGGGGGAGCAGCAGCAGCAGCAGAAACGGCUUCAUUUGCUGAAGAGGGAAGCGAGGAGGAUAUUUUUCUCAGCGCCCAGGAGCCAGAGGAGGAGGAGCAGCAGCAGCAAGAACAGCAGCAGCAGCAGCAGCAGCAGCAGGAACAGCAGCAGCAGCAGCAGCAGCAGCAGCAGGAACAGCAGCAGCAGCAGGAACAGCAGCAGCAGCAGCAGCUGCAGCAGCAGUGGCAGCUGCAGCAGCAGCAGCAGCAUCUGCUGCAGCAGCAGCAAGACACGGAACUGUUUAUCGUCAGUCCUGGCUUUGACCUUUACCAGCGGCUUUUAGAAGCAAAAAGAGCAGCAGAAAAUGAGCCACAGACGCCCUUGAUGCCUUUGGGAGAAACCCUCCUGGCGGAAUCGGGGGCUGAGGCCUCUCUUUUGGAUUCCUUUUUGCUAAAAACCCUUUCUGCUUUUCAACUUCUUGUGGCUUGUCAAGAAAUCACUCAAGAGUGUCGAGGGUUUAGAGUUGAACUUUACCAAACCCUCCUCGCUGCAAUCCGCAAGGCCAUACAAGAAGGGGAGUCGCUGGUGCGUUUGGGGCUGCAGCAGCAGCGGCGGCUGUCGAGUCUGAGCGAGCUGCGAGCUGCUGCAGCAUCGCUGCAGCAGCUGCUGCAGCAGCAGCAGCAGCAGCAGCAGCAGCAGGCGCUGGGGCCCGUGUGUCUCACGGAGCAGUGCAGAGAUGAUGCAGCAGCAGCAGCAAAACUGCUGCGGCCCAUUCAGAAGCUGCUGGGGGCCCCCAAAUAUAUUCAAAUAAAAAAAGAAACCCUCGAGAGACCCGCGGCAGAAAUGAAAGCAAAAGUCCCCCUCGAGGCCUUCAGAAAAGCCAGUUCGCUGACGCUGUCGCACCUGCCGAUGGAGCAGUGGCUCUCCGUGCUGCGGAGUCUGCAGCAGGGGCCUUUGCUGCUGCUGCCAAACCCUUUUUUAGGGUUUACGAUUUACUCCUUUCAAGUCACUUGUUUUGAACUCUCCAGAAGCCGCCUCGCGGAAGCCCUCAGAGUGCUGCAGCGCGCAGCAGAACAGCUGGAGCCCGGAGCCAUGGGCGAUAUUGCGCGGUCGGCGGCGGAAAGUCAAAAGAAACAAGACAGAGAAACCCUCAGGCUCAUGAUUGCUGCAUGCAGCGAAGGCUCUUUUUACACUCAGGGCGCAGCAGCCUGCACUCGGAAGCUGUUGCGGGAGUUCCGGCGGCGGCAGCUGCGGCUGGACUUGACGGUGUCUUCGAAGCCGACAGUUCUGAGCAGCAAAGACUUGACAUAUUAUGACUGGUUGGGCUUUUCGGAAAAUCUCCAUUUUUUGAAUUGGCUAAUUGUGGAUUACUUGAAAGAGAAGGGAAUUUACAUCGCGGGAAACAGCGCUGUGGGUCUUCGCUCAAUUCGCCAGUCGAAGUCUUACAGAGAAUGGCGGGAAGAAAUGUUCAUGUUGAAAGUUUCGAGAGUGGAAGACAUAGGGGACAUUUUAAAUCUUUUGAUCUUUUAA
Molecule: messenger RNA, 5513 nt
Organism: Eimeria tenella
Lineage: Eukaryota; Apicomplexa; Conoidasida; Eucoccidiorida; Eimeriidae
Exons: 21
Source: RefSeq, a predicted model, not a curated record